AUGCAAGAAAAUUUGAAAAUAGAAGAAAGUAAAGUGAAUUAAGUUCUAAAAGUACAAAAGUUGUUUCCAUUUUAAAUAAAUGGAGACACUAUUGUCUAUUAAUCUAAAUAUGUUAAGAAUUUGUAUACAAUUAUAAAUGAAGAAGAUCAUCAUGACAAAAGAAAAAUGUUUGAUAAAUUAUCUACAUUGUUUAGGAUUUUUUAUGGUAUCAUUUAAUUAUUAAUCCAAACUUAUUAAAUCAUAAAUCUCUCUAGAUUAAAUUCAAAAACUAUAUUGGUAGAAUUAACUAAUGGUGAUUAUCCAUAAAUACAUUUUACAAAUUUACAUGAAAGAAUAAAUCUUGUUACAUAUAAUGAAAAUUUUAUAGAGAUAAAACUUCUGUGUUAAUAAGCAUUCAAAAGUUUCUAAUAAAAAUAAAUUAAUGAUUUGAAGGAUAAAUGUCCUUCAGAAGAAAAGUAAUAAACUAUCAAAGGGAUUCAUUAUGCAACAGCUCUUUUGAACUAGUUUCUGAAUUAACUGGAAACAGAUUUGUAUUUUAAGAAUAUUAAAGAAUUUCUUUUAGAUAACAAUAUUAACUUGUUAGAUGAAAAAUUAUUGUAAAAAAAAGACUGGAAGAAAAAAAGUUAUAAUAAUAUGAACGAAUAAUCAAUUAGAUUUGACGAAUAAAAUACAUAAGUUUAAGAGAAGGAGCAAGAUUAUUGA
Molecule: messenger RNA, 702 nt
Organism: Paramecium sonneborni
Lineage: Eukaryota; Ciliophora; Oligohymenophorea; Peniculida; Parameciidae
Source: the annotation of a GenBank genome assembly